Messenger RNA from Prunus mume (Japanese apricot), 963 nucleotides. Its product is annotated as multidrug resistance protein. NCBI's taxonomy places the organism in Eukaryota, Viridiplantae, Streptophyta, Magnoliopsida, Rosales, Rosaceae. The record is from RefSeq and is a predicted model, not a curated record.
GAAAAGUUGUGCCAAUGGGAUUUUCAUAUAACUUUGUCUUUACAUUUUCUAUGAGAUAUUAUAAAGCUGGGUGAGCUACUUCCUUUAAGUAAUGCAUUGAGAAGUGUUGGUGUCUUGUUUUUUCGUAGCAGCAAAGCUAUGGAAUCGGAGACCAAGAUUAUGGUUGCUGCUAAUGCUAUAUGUAUGAACCAAAACCAAUGGCUUUACUGCUUCUAAGACCAGCUUGAGGCAUCAAUAUAUAUGUGCAAAGAAAAUCUUAUAGAAGAAUCAAAAUGUUACCAACAUCUGAAUUAGGUAGAAGCCUGCAUUUGAUCACUCUCAUCAAUUAGUUCUUACAGCAUCCAUAGCAAAUACCCCAACCCCCUUUCGCCCCCGAAAUUAGCUUUAAAGCGGGGAGAAAGCAAAAAUCUAGUGAGUGGGACUAUGAACGAGAUUGGUUCUGCAAGAGCAAAACCAUGGAACAUAUAUACAAGCUCAGACUCAAGCCCGUCUCAAGCAGGAAUUGAUCGGCAAGUGCAAUGGAAAAGCUCUGGAACAUCCAUGAAUGCCAUUUCUUUUGGAUUUGUUGCCACAGCUAUCUUGAUAUCUAUGUUUCUUAUCAUGGCCAUCUUUGAACAUUUGUUCAAGCCAAGUCCUUCCUUUUCCACACCUGAAGGCGCAACUCAUGGUUCUCUAGAGUCUGGCACUUUUAAGAAGCAUGGAAUUCCACAAACUGUUUCGACAUCUUAUGCGCCUGAUUUCUCAGUAUUGAUGCCAGGACAGCAGUAUCCUACCUACCUUGCCCAGCCUGCUCCUCUCCCCUCCUGCUCUAGGGAAGGGAUUUGUUGGCCUUCCCAUGAACAUAAAUUGGUACUUCCUUAGGAUACACAUACUUCCAUUGCGGCAUUAUAAUUACCGGGGCUGUUUGUAUAUCUACAAAAUGGUCAUAUUUCUUCAGUUCCAUACUAAAAUUUUCUAUUAAAA